AUGACCAGGGGUGCUUGGAUGUGUAGUCGGCAGUAUGAUGACGGCUUAAAAAUCUGGUUCGCACCCCGGGAGAACGAGAAACCCUUCACGGAUUCAGAGAGGGCUCAGAAAUGGCGACUGUCCCUGGCAUCGCUCUUGUUUUUCACGGUCCUGCUCUCUGAUCACUUGUGGUUCUGCGCCGAGGCCAAAUUCACGGGGACCGGAGAGAAGGAGCAGCCGCCGCCCGAGAAGCCGGAGCCCGCGGAGCCGGAGCUGCUGGCGGGCAUGGGGGAGCCGGCGCCCCCCGCGCCCCGGCUCCUCGCCCCCCCCUCGCCCUCCCUCCCGCCCUCCCCCGGCAGCAGCGGCGGCGGCGGCCGCGGCGGCCGCACCAACGGCACCGAGCCCCGGCACGGCAAGGCUGCUUUCCUGGGGAACUCCACCGCCAGGCCCCCGGAGACGUGCCCCCCCCCGGGCUCCUCGUCCGGGCAGUGCUUCAGCGUGGGCGACGCGGAGGCGGUGUGCCAGCGGCGAGGGGGGUCGGGGCGGCCGCGGGGUACGGGGCAGAGCCCGGCGCCCGGCUGGGACCUGACGGAUUUUUACCUUUCCUUUUGUAAUUCCUACACACUUUGGGAGUUGUUCGCCGGGUUGUCCAAUCCGGACACUUUGAACUGCAGUCUGGAUGUGGUGCUGAAGGGGGAAGGCUCCUGCAGCCAGUGCGUCCAGGCUUACCAGCGCUACGACCAGCACGCUCAGGAGAAAUACGAAGAGUUUGAGGUUAUGCUCCAGAAAUAUUUACAGUCGGAUGAGUACUCGGUGAAAUCGUGUCCUGAGGAUUGUAAGACUGUCUACAAAGCCUGGCUCUGUUCCCAGUAUUUUGAAGUCACACAGUUUCACUGCAGCAACAGAAUUCCUUGCAAGCAAUACUGUUUGGAGGUUCAAACGAGGUGUCCCUUUAUAUUACCAGACAAUGAUGAUGUCAUCUAUGGAGGACUAUCAAGUUUCAUCUGUACAGGGCUCUAUGAAAACUAUCCAACCAAUGCAGAACCAGAAUGCUGUGAUGUCAGAUGGGGACUAUUAUCAGAUCAUCAACCCAAAGGGACUAUAAAAACAAGUGGCUCAACAAUGUGUCACAGGACAUCGCUCACAGUUUCAUCAGCAUCAAGACUGUGUAACAGCAGACUUAAACUGUGUGUUCUUGUAUUAAUUCUCUUACAUACAGUACUUACAGUCUCAGCAGCACAGAACUCAACAGGACUGGGCUUUGGAAGCAUAACGACUUUGGAAGAUAAUUCAACCAAUGAGGAAUAAAAGAAAGGAUUCAUCUUACAUGAUAGAAACACAACAGGCCCAAAUUACUACAGUAAAAAAUAGCAAGGACUGAGUGCUUUACCCUCAGAGCUCUUCUUGAAUGACCUUUUGGGUAAAAUGAAAAGAAUGGGCCGCUACCUAAACAACGAGGACACACAAAUGCAGCUUUUUAUUGACUAAAAGGCUGUUUGGUGACUUAACUUUCUCACACCAUUUUAUACACUGUGUUUUAAUGUUUGGAGUUUCUUUUUUUUUGUUUAUUUUUUGCACUUGUUAAUACAGGAUUUUAUUUUUGGGACAGUUUCUCAAAGCUAAAUUAAGUCUUUUCUCUGUCGAUAUAUUUCUAGUCAUUGUGUGUGUUCAUCUGAUAGUUCUGUCUUUUAUGUCCUGUCAGUUUCUAUUAGAGGAAUGACUGCUAUGAUUUCAUGACAUAGCA
This is a messenger RNA of Melospiza georgiana, 1723 nucleotides long. RefSeq names its product NALCN channel auxiliary factor 1 (gene NALF1). The transcript is spliced from 3 exons. Gene Ontology annotation, biological process: calcium ion import across plasma membrane. Lineage: Eukaryota; Metazoa; Chordata; Aves; Passeriformes; Passerellidae. The record is from RefSeq and is a predicted model, not a curated record. The coding region runs from base 1 to 1287 and encodes 428 amino acids. Gene Ontology annotation, molecular function: stretch-activated, monoatomic cation-selective, calcium channel activity. Gene Ontology annotation, cellular component: plasma membrane.